GGUGCCGACGAUUCGUGGCAGCCAGAGGCGGUCCAACAACUGUGAAUCGCUAAUAAUGGCUGCCCUUCUCGUGUUGGUGCCGUUACUGUGUGUCGCCGCUGUGGUGGGGGAACCCAGUUGUUCGCUGCCACCCCCCUCCGAAGAGCAGUUCCCAUUUACCAUGGAGACGAAGAACUGGCACGUGCUGUUCCAGUAUGAGGCGCCAGACUACCAGAGGUUCGGAUGCUUCGCUCUCACGCAGACGUCCGGCGAGAAUCCGUACCAACUCAACAUCAACGGCAGUUUCAGCAGGCAACCUGAUUUCCCUGUGUCAGGUACUGCAGUAUUCAAAGGAAACCGAAUGAUAAAAGUAUAUGACGGUAAAUGGGACAAGGAGUUUACUGGGGACUACAAUGUGGUGUACGUAGACAAGGAUAUAUUCAUUGAUCACUUCUGCUAUUUGGGAAAUGAAAUGGCCCAGAUCUUCACAACUGACAAGGAACCCAGCGCUGAGGUGCUCCAACGAAUCUGGAAGGUCGUUGACGAACAUCCUGAAGUGGAAAAAUCCAAAUUCAAGGAAGCAAUCUGCUAAGCUUUACUUGUUGACAAAUGAAAGUUCGAGUAAGCUGUUUCUAAGAUUUCUAACCUGUGUUUCCUUCCAAUGAGCUUCCUUCUAUUGAAUGAUAACUGAACACGUACAGGACCCAGCUAAACCCAAUGUUUACACAUAUGUUACACAGAUUAUUUUAGAGAUUAAUAAUAAUAUUGAAAGUUUCAUUAGUUGACACCAGCAAAUAAAAUAAAUAAAUAAAAACUGAAUAAAUCGCUUAUGCAAGGAA
This is a messenger RNA of Schistocerca gregaria, 818 nucleotides long. RefSeq lists its product as uncharacterized. The record is from RefSeq and is a predicted model, not a curated record. Lineage: Eukaryota; Metazoa; Arthropoda; Insecta; Orthoptera; Acrididae. The coding region runs from base 56 to 571 and encodes 171 amino acids. The transcript is spliced from 6 exons.